AUGCGCCUUGCAUCGACCGAGAAAGAUCCCGCCUUCAACGUGGACAAGGAGAUAGCUUUGAGGGUCCUUACUACCCAGCACGAGCGCCAGCAGAACGCCGAGAUCAGCUUUCUUUCUUGUUUUAGAGGUACUGAUCUUCGACGUACGCUGAUCGUGAUGGGUUGCUACUGUAUCACUGUGCUUUCUGGCAGUACCGUGAGGGCAUAUGCUACAUACUUCUUCCAACAAGCUGGGCUGGACACGGAACAGAGCUUCAACAUGUCGAUUGGGUUGUACGCGCUUGGGCUUCUUGGUCUGCUUGGCACGUGGCUACUCAUGCCGUACUUUGGUCGACGCACGAUCUUCUUCUGGGGCCAAGCAGUGCAGACAGUCCUGCUACUGAUCGUUGGUGGUCUUGGCGUAGCUCAACGCCACGCUUCGAAGUCAGACAGCAGUCUGGCCUGGGCGAUCGGUCUAUUGCUUCUUCUGUCUUCCUUCGUCGCCAAUCUCGCCAUCUCGCCAAUUCUGUACGCCCUGGUUUCAGAAAUACCAUCAUCACUGCUGAGGAACAAAUCAGUCGUCCUAGCACGUUUCAGCUAUGCGGUACUCAACGUCGUCGCCAAUGUGAUCACACCAUACCAGCUCAAUCCGUCAGCUUGGAAUUGGAGAGCAUCCGCAGAUCUGUUUUGGGCCGGAGCUUGUCUGCUGGGAACAGUCUUCACAUACUUCUCCGUGCCCGAACCAAAAGAUCGUACGAUCGCCGAGCUUGAUCUACUGUUUGAGAGGGGCGUGUCGGCAAGGGAGUUUGCCGACACGGAGGUGUCGGUUCGCGACAUCGUUGAUGGGGCUGAGAAGCUUGAGUAA
Molecule: messenger RNA, 843 nt
Organism: Recurvomyces mirabilis
Lineage: Eukaryota; Fungi; Ascomycota; Dothideomycetes; Mycosphaerellales; Teratosphaeriaceae
Exons: 3
Coding region: 1-843 (280 amino acids)
Biological process (GO): transmembrane transport; carbohydrate transport
Cellular component (GO): membrane
Molecular function (GO): carbohydrate:proton symporter activity
Source: RefSeq, a predicted model, not a curated record